AUGCCCCUCAGCGUCGAUAUAGAGAGAUCUGACACGAGGCCGUUCCCGCCAGGCACCGUGCAGCUAGAAGACCUCACUAACCAGCGACAACACGGGCGGGUCAUUUUACAACCGGUCCCGAGCGAUGACCCGAAUGAUCCGCUGAACUGGUCGCGCUCGCGAAAAAAUGCCAAUUUCGCCCUUGUUUGCUUCUAUGCUUUGAUUGUCUAUGCCAUCAUCGAUAUUGGCACGGUUGUCUAUGGCCAAGUCCACGAAGAGCUUGGCUUUUCGUUUGAAGAACUCAAUCAAUCCUUUGCCGUCUCCACUGCUGGCUUAGCAAUUGGCGGUAUCAUGUUCAUCCCCUUUGCAUUCAAGUUCGGUCGGCGUCCCGUUUAUCUCGUCAGCAUCGUCAUCAUGGUAGGGACGACCAUCUGGCAGGCGCGUAUGCGGACCCUCGGCGACUUGUACGGGUUCAACAUAGUCUCCGGGUUGGCAGGCUCAAUCACUGAGACAAUUUGCGCUCUGACGAUAGCCGACUUGUUCUUCGUGCACCAGCGCGGCUCGCGGACAAACAUUCUCACCAUCAUGGUAUGCACCGGUACUUACCUGGCGCCUGUUGCAGCUGGUUACUCUGCCGCUUCACAAGGCUGGCGCUGGAUAUGGUGGUGGAGCUCUAUUCUAGCUGGAGUGACACUGCUCUUGUUUGCUUUUUGCUUCGAGGAGACCGUAUAUACACCCAUGGUUCGAGGAGACAUUCCGGACGACAUUGAUGGCAUUGAGCAAGACCGGAAAAGCAAAAUCACUGGCGCAGACGCGUUAUCUAUGGAACAAAGCAACACGCUGGCCGACAUUCCACUCAAAUCAUAUUGGCAACGGAUGUCGCUCUUCACCAUUGCUAGUGGUGGGAGUAGUGCGCUCUUCAUACAUAUCUAUCGGCCCUUUAUCAUUCUUUUUACCUUUCCCGGAGUUGCGUUUGUCGCCCUGGUGUACGGGUCACAGCUUGCCUGGCUUGCCAUCCUGCUAAACGUGCAAGCGAUAUACUUCACUUUGCCUCCAUACAACUUCUCCUCUUCAGGUGUGGGGCUCCUCAACAUUCCCACCUUCAUCGGCUCCAUUCUAGGCGGUUUCUUCGGUGGGCAAUUGUCCGAUUACAGUAUUCAAUGGCUCGCGAGACGAAACGGUGGAGUUUACGAGCCUGAGAUGCGUCUAUGGCUGGCUCUGCCUACUGUUCUAAUUACACCUGCUGGGUACUUCAUGUUUGGUCUCUCUGUUUCACAGGGCAUGCCAUGGUAUAUCCCCGCUGUUGGCUUGGGAAUCUUUGGCUUUGGAAGCACAGCCCUGAGCAAUGUUUGCAUUGUAUAUCUCUUAGACUCGUACAGAGAUGUAAUUGGUGAUGCAAGCAUCGGUGUCAUGUUUGUCCGCAACGCCUUUGGCACUCUCACUGCCAUGUGUUUGAGUCCCUGGAUUGCGAAGAUGGGCCUGUACAACAUGUGUACCCUUUCGGGCUGUCUCUGCAUUGCCGUUACCUUGCUCACGGUGCCAAUGAUUAUCUGGGGCCGACGAUGCAGAGAGUGGACUGCUGCGCGAUACCUUGCCAUGGCAUAA
Molecule: messenger RNA, 1584 nt
Organism: Fusarium redolens
Lineage: Eukaryota; Fungi; Ascomycota; Sordariomycetes; Hypocreales; Nectriaceae
Product: major facilitator superfamily domain-containing protein
Exons: 5
Coding region: 1-1584 (527 amino acids)
Biological process (GO): transmembrane transport
Molecular function (GO): transmembrane transporter activity
Source: RefSeq, a predicted model, not a curated record